Messenger RNA from Micromonas pusilla CCMP1545, 567 nucleotides. Its product is annotated as lysosomal cystine transporter family. The annotation marks the transcript as partial. The transcript is spliced from 2 exons. Lineage: Eukaryota; Viridiplantae; Chlorophyta; Mamiellophyceae; Mamiellales; Mamiellaceae. The record is from RefSeq and is a predicted model, not a curated record.
AUCGUCUGCGGCGCGGCGAUGGUGAAGGUCCCACAGAUCAAGCGCAUCGCCGCGAAGAAGUCCGCGCGAGGACUCCGCCUCCAGAUGUUCGCGACCGAGAUCCUCGCGGGCACGAUCGGCAUCGCGUACUGCGCGUCCAACGGCGUCGCGCUCGCGGCGUACGCGGAACUGUACUUCAUCCUCGUCCAGAACCUCAUCAUCCUCGCGCUGAUCGGCGUAGCGCGCGCGCCGUUCUUCUUCCUCUCUUACGUCGGCCUCCUCGCGUGCCUGCGCAACCGCGCGAUCCUCCCGGAGCACCUCGCGCUCCUGUACAACUGCACGACCGCGUUGUUGUUCCUCGGCCGCGCGCCGCAGAUCGCGCAGAACGCGCGGACGCGGUCCACCGGGGAGCUCUCCGUUUCGUCGCAAGUCGCGAUGACGUUCGGCGGGUUCGCGCGCGUGUUGACGACGAUCCAGGAGAAGGGCGGCGCGUCGAUGAUUGGCGCGUACGCGCUGAGUUUUGGGACGCAAGCGACGAUGUUGGCGCAGAUGGUGAUGUACCGCGAGAAGAAGAAGAAGACGGAGUGA